Messenger RNA from Phialemonium atrogriseum, 1257 nucleotides. RefSeq lists its product as uncharacterized. The coding region runs from base 1 to 1257 and encodes 418 amino acids. Gene Ontology annotation, biological process: translational elongation; positive regulation of translational termination; positive regulation of translational elongation. The transcript has 4 exons. NCBI's taxonomy places the organism in Eukaryota, Fungi, Ascomycota, Sordariomycetes, Cephalothecales, Cephalothecaceae. The record is from RefSeq and is a predicted model, not a curated record. Gene Ontology annotation, molecular function: translation elongation factor activity; ribosome binding; RNA binding.
AUGAAACUGCAAACUCUAAUAACUCCCUACGUCGCCAAUCUGGACUUUGAAGCCCGAGUCCCUGUCCCGUUCAGCAUCUUCCCAUCAUCCUACCGGGAAGCGGAGACAGAAACAACCCAAACCCACGAAGAGCUAGAGAUCAAACUCCCCAACCAGGCCGGACGGGAGGGUCAAUACUCUUCUUACCAAGCUCAGGCAGAUCUUCCUCCCAACGGAGGUCGCUACAGCGAAGAAGAGGUCCACAUCACUCGUGAAGAGGAUCAUUACCGCCGUCCCGGUGUCCGCAGACCUCACACCACUUAUACCGAGACCCAUAUCGACAUCGAAAGGCCCCGUCAGGACUAUCGCAGCCCCAUCGACGUUGCUGAGAGUGAAUACCGAGCUCGCUUCCAGCCCAACUAUCGUGAGGAGGUUCGCGUAACAGGAACCACCGUCGACGCCCCAAGCUACCACUCCGGCCACAAGCAGUCUAGUCGUGUUGGUGAGACAACCGUCGACGCACCACACUACUAUCCCCGUUACCAGCAAAGCUCCCGUGUCGACGAGACUACUGUCGACCCGCCCCACCACCGUCCUGUCCACCGCAGCAACGCAACAACUCUCGUAGACGAAACCACCGUUGACGCUCCGCGCUACUCCAAGUCCAGAAUGGGUUACCACGACGACGACGGCCAAUACCACUCGCUCCGUCACGGCGUGCACAAGUUGGCUGACCGAAUUCUUCAUCCUGAAGGUCGCGACCACCAUGUUGACGUGACCGAGAUCCGGGAGUCCAGGUCCAGCUCGCGCAGCCGCGGCGCUGACAACCUUGGCCCCAGCACCGUCACCAUUCCCUGCCACCACAUCCGCCUGGGUGACAUCCUCAUCCUGCAGGGCCGCCCCUGCCAGGUCAUCCGCAUCUCCACCUCGGCUGCCACCGGUCAGCACCGCUACCUCGGUGUCGACCUCUUCACCAAGCAGCUCCAUGAGGAGUCGUCUUCCAUCUCCCACCCGGCUCCCAGCGUCGUCGUCCAGACCAUGCUCGGCCCCAUCUUGAAGCAGUACCGCGUCCUCGACAUCCAGGAUGGCAGCAUUGUGGCCAUGACCGAGACGGGCGACGUCAAGCAGAACCUCCCCGUCCUCGAGCAGUCUAACCUCUGGAACCGUCUCCAGAGCUCUUUCGAGUCGGGCCGUGGCAGCAUCCGUGUCCUGGUCGUCAGCGACCGGGGCCGUGAGCUCGCUGUCGACCUCAAGGUUGUGCACGGCUCUCGUCUGUAA